Molecule: messenger RNA, 453 nt
Organism: Eubalaena glacialis (North Atlantic right whale)
Lineage: Eukaryota; Metazoa; Chordata; Mammalia; Artiodactyla; Balaenidae
Product: integrin beta-1-binding protein 1-like
Exons: 2
Coding region: 1-453 (150 amino acids)
Biological process (GO): negative regulation of substrate adhesion-dependent cell spreading; negative regulation of focal adhesion assembly
Cellular component (GO): cytoskeleton; lamellipodium; cell periphery
Molecular function (GO): integrin binding
Source: RefSeq, a predicted model, not a curated record
AUGUUCCGGAAAGACAGAAAGCGACAGAGCAGUAGCAGCUCCCAGAAUAGUGAAAUCAGUACUAAGAGCAAGUCUGUAGAUUCCAACCUUGGAGGGCUUUCUCGAUCCAGCACUGUGGCAAGCCUUGAUAUUGAUUCCACCCAGAGCUCAGUACAAAGCAACAGUCAUUCAGAUACCUGUGCAGAAUUUCGAAUAAAGUAUGUUGGUGCCAUUGAGAAACUGAAGCUGUCUGAGGGGAAAAGUCUUGAAGGGCGACUAGACCUGAUGAAUUAUAUAGAUGUCACCCAGCAAGAUGGAAAGUUGUCUUUUGUUCCUCUGGAGGAAGAAUUUAUUAUGGUUGUUUAUAAGUAUGGUAUAAAAGUAUCCACAUCAGAUCACCUGGAACAAGCACAGGCAAUCUGCAAAGUUUUAUCCACUGCAUUUGACUCUGUAUUGUCACCUGAGAAACCUUGA